CCCAUCUCAUGCAUGGCUGCCAGUGAUGGUCUGCUGGGUGUCAGCUUUUAUUGGCACGGCACAAAGCAAGUGCCAAGGGUUCGGUGGGCUCAACUCCCCGCCGCAGAGCGUGGAUAAAAGCAGAGCAAAAUGCCUCAGCCGAGCUCAGAGGCAUAGACAUGUUGGGCUGGAACGAGGAAGUGCAGUGGAGAGGGGAGGGACUCAGGGCGCAGCUCCAUGGGGCCGCCGCGGCGCUGCGACCUUCUGCACAUGGAGCCGGGGAGAGUUGGAAGAACUUCAUUCUGCAAACUCAAGGAAUAGCAGAGUACUUGCACCGCAUGGAGACCGAAGAGGCCCAAGAAAUCGCCCAGAUGCCAGGCAGGGAGAGCCCCCCUGCAAACGAAGCGUCUGAAGAGCCAGAGGAGCCCAUGGCUGUCCCCGAGGACCUGUCAGCUAGCUCCGCCCACCAGCAGAACAACCGUGGAGACAAAGCCUGUAACAUUAAAGUUGAGGCUCGCAGUGAUGAGGAGAGUGGGCUGGCCUCUGACAUGAAUGGCGUGGAGGAGGAGGAGUGCGCGGAAGACUUGCGCGUGGUCGAUCCCUCCGGGGCCAAGGUGAACGGCUCACAGCCGAGUCCCGAAGCCAAGGCCUUCUCCUCGGCUGGCGGUAUCCGGCUGCCCAACGGGAAGCUCAAGUGUGAUAUCUGUGGGAUAGUUUGCAUUGGCCCCAAUGUGUUGAUGGUGCACAAGCGAAGCCACACCGGCGAACGCCCGUUUCAGUGCAGCCAGUGUGGCGCCUCUUUCACCCAGAAGGGUAACCUACUGCGUCACAUCAAGCUUCACUCAGGGGAGAAACCCUUCAAGUGUCACCUGUGCAGCUACGCCUGUCGCAGGAGGGAUGCCCUCACUGGCCAUCUGCGCACCCACUCAGUCGGAAAACCACACAAGUGUGCUUACUGUGGCCGGAGCUACAAGCAGCGCAGCUCCCUGGAGGAGCACAAGGAGAGGUGCCACAACUACCUCCAGUGCAUGGGACUGCAAAACACCCUCUAUACGGUAGUAAAGGAAGAAAGCAGCCAGAAUGAGCAGAGGGAAGACUUAAGCCAGACGGGAUCUGACAGAGCCUUGGUGCUAGACAGACUAGCUAAUAAUGUAGCUAAGCGUAAGAGCACUAUGCCCCAGAAGUUUGUGGGAGACAAACGUCUGUCUGAUCUGUCGUAUGAUGGAGGAUCAGGAGAGCUCAUUCAACCCCACGUCAUCGACCAGGCAAUCAACAGCGCCAUAAGCUACUUAGGGGCCGAGUCUCUCCGACCUCUGGUCCAGACCUCCCCGGCUUCCUCCGAUGUCGGCCUCAGCUCCAUGUACCCCCUUCACAAGUCUGCCACCGAGGGUCACGUUGGCACAGGCUUGUCGGCCAAAGACAGCGCCGCCGAGAACCUGCUGCUGCUGUCCAAGUCAGCCACCAGCGACAAGGACGGCUCGCCCAGCCACAGCGGCCAGGACUCCACCGACACCGAGAGCAACAACGAAGACCGGACAGGCGCGGCCACCGGCCUCAUCUACCUGACCAACCACAUCACUUCGGGGGUGAGGAACGGCGUGCUGCCGCUCGUGAAGGAGGAGCAGCAGAGGCAGUUCGACGCCAUCAGGGCCGGCAUUGAGAUGGCCUCCGAGGGCUUCAAGGUGGUGACGUCGGAUGGGGAUCAGGUGAGGGCGUACCGCUGCGAACACUGCCGCGUUCUCUUCCUGGACCACGUCAUGUACACCAUUCACAUGGGCUGCCACGGCUUCAGAGAUCCAUUCGAGUGCAACCUCUGCGGCCACCGGAGUCAAGACCGAUACGAGUUUUCGUCUCACAUAACCCGGGGGGAGCACCGCUACUGAGCAGAGAACACACAAUACCACGUAAACAUCUGCAAUAAAAGUGUAGAAAUACGUUCUGUAAAAUACACUGGAAGUUUUUAAACCAUGAUGCAUGUUUGUUGAUAUAUGGAUAUAUGACUAUUAAACCUUUUUUUUUCUUUUUUUAGAUAGAAAUGUUUCAGAAAAUAUGAACAACUGUUGUAGAAAGUGCAGCCAAAAUAUCAAUGGACCAUUUUUUUAUUAAAAUGAACAGGAAAACAAAAGACUUGCACCAAAAUAUAAAUAAAUAAAUCAAUGCAAGCAAAACACUGCAAACACUGGAGUUUAAUACAAUCAGUAAAACCUAAAAAGGUGAGCAGCUGCAAAACGUCUCAAUCUGUCACCUUUAGCUUGUCUUCGUGGUAUUAUUUAUGAAACAUUUACAUGCUUGUCUAUUUUUUUUCCCUUAUAUUUAUUACAGUGAUCAAUGUUUUGUGUUGUAGAGUAGCAUCUUUUUUCUGUUCAGCUGUACUAAAAUGUGUGUGAGAGGAAUUUUGUGUCUGCUGCUGGAGGCUGUUCAUGUAAAGGAUCGGACUGAAUCUGCUGUACUGGAAACUAAAAAUAAAGUUACCAUCAUUUGAAGAGAGGGUUAUGCUUUCAUGAUGUCAAUAAAGGAUAUUUUAU
This is a messenger RNA of Cyprinodon variegatus (sheepshead minnow), 2504 nucleotides long. It is a transcript of the gene ikzf1, whose product is annotated as IKAROS family zinc finger 1. The record is from RefSeq and is a predicted model, not a curated record. Gene Ontology annotation, molecular function: DNA-binding transcription factor activity; RNA polymerase II cis-regulatory region sequence-specific DNA binding. Lineage: Eukaryota; Metazoa; Chordata; Actinopteri; Cyprinodontiformes; Cyprinodontidae. Gene Ontology annotation, biological process: regulation of transcription by RNA polymerase II. The transcript is spliced from 8 exons. The coding region runs from base 159 to 1862 and encodes 567 amino acids.